ACAAGGCACUUGCCUAGGGCGGCAUUUUUCAGGGGGGCAGCACCUCCCCCCAGAAGAAGGGAUGGAAGAAGGGACACGCACACCAUGGGAACCAGGUGGGAUCUGAGAGAGGCUGCGGGCUGCUUGAUGGUGUAUGUAGAGCCUGACUCUCGUUUCCCGGGGAUGUCCAGAGCUGUGAAGUUGAGUGUCUUUUUCUCUCUAUUGCUAGGGGGGUAGUGGAAAGCUCUCCCAUGUGGGGGGCAAGGGGUGUUGGUCGGCGGCGGCAGACGAAUUUUGUGUUGCCUAGGGC
Messenger RNA from Staurois parvus, 289 nucleotides. Lineage: Eukaryota; Metazoa; Chordata; Amphibia; Anura; Ranidae. The record is from the annotation of a GenBank genome assembly.